AUGGAGAUCGUUGAGGCCACGUGCGGGCCCGACGACCUUAACAAUGAUAUCAAGGAUCAAUUAUUGACAACACGUUUGGCUUCGUUCGGCGAGCUUUGUGCGCUAACGGAGUUCACGCCUUAUGGCAACCUUGUCCACGAGUUGGCCGUCACCUGGAGUCCACGCGACUUCCAGGAGGAGAACGCCAGCCCACCCCCUGGCUUCCGGGCGGCGGUGGCGAAGCUCGUGAAGAAGAGUUGCCUUCCCGCAUCGGCGGCCGUGUCACCCCAGGGCCUUGCAACUACGGCCCCGGGAAGCGCUCCACAGGAUCAGCUUCGCUUGCUCCAGGCUGCGCUCGCGCUGUCAAGUGACUCGGUCUUGUUUUUUUGCAGGAGCAGGAACAAACCGACGACUUCGGGCAUCUCAUCGAGCAGUCUAGGCUAG
Messenger RNA from Prorocentrum cordatum, 423 nucleotides. The record is from the annotation of a GenBank genome assembly. NCBI's taxonomy places the organism in Eukaryota, Dinophyceae, Prorocentrales, Prorocentraceae.